Molecule: messenger RNA, 693 nt
Organism: Cavenderia fasciculata
Lineage: Eukaryota; Evosea; Eumycetozoa; Acytosteliales; Cavenderiaceae
Exons: 1
Coding region: 1-693 (230 amino acids)
Cellular component (GO): cytoplasm; nucleus
Molecular function (GO): pyrophosphatase activity
Source: RefSeq, a predicted model, not a curated record
AUGUUACCAUCUUCUGCAUACCAAAUAGCAAAUUAUACAGAGCAAGGGGGAUGUAUCCCGAUUCGAAUUAAAAAGAGAGUUGUUAAUAGUAGUAAUAAUGGAUCACCGACCAACACAUCGUCGGGCAAUGAAGGAGGAGCAGCAACAGAAUCAUCGAUGACUAGUGAAAAGAGAGUGGUGUUGGCAGUAGACUAUCAAGUGUUGAUGGUGACUACGGCGGGAGGAUCAUGGGUGUUCCCCAAAGGAUCGGUGAAAAAGAGUGAGACCAAGAAACAAGCUGCCAAACGUGAAACCUUUGAAGAGGCUGGUAUCAAGGGCAAGAUUAUCAAGCGACUCGAACCGAUCCAAGUGGCCGAUCACGCCAAGGGAUGCAACAUCACCUACUACCCGCUACUAGUCACCAAGAAACUCAAAAAGCAAUGGGAUGAAAUGGACAAGCGACAACGCCACUGGGUGUCCAUCUUUACCGACUCUUCCUUUCUCCGCGACGAUACCUUUAAACAACACAUCUUUUAUGCUCUCAACGCUCUCCGCACCUCGAUCAUUGCCGUCUCUUCACAACAUGUCAAUAUCUAUGACAUUGAACCUUCACAUUGGAAGUCUACUCGUGACCAACUCGAAGACUACCUUCUCCUCAAACAACCUGUUGUAGUAGUUGAUAAAAAGAAGAAAAAGAAGAAAUCCAAGCAUUAA